AUGGAUACAUCAAAUGAAUCAUUGUUGGAAAGGGAUGGUAGUUUUCUAACUGCUGAAAAGUAUUUGGAUGAGAGAAUGUUUGUCAAUAUUCUGGGGUUUCUCAAAAUUGAUAAUGAAGAGGAACGAGAGGAAAUAUUCACUUCGGAAUUACCUGCUGAAGUUUUGGAUGACAAAUUUACCUUCAUCAGAAUGGAAGAACCAAUUCAAAGAUCGAAAUCUGUUUGCUCUUCGCCAACAUCUCCUCAGAAAGUUGAGCAGAAACCUCCCCGAAUCACCAAACCAACCAUGAAGGAAAUAUUGGAUGGAAGUUAUAAUAAGAAAAUUCAAAAGGAGGCAUUGAAGAGAAAUCCAAUUUUGCUCUUAUCAAAGAAUACAUCAGAUUUGUCUCUUGAGGAUGAACCUACAAUGUCAAUUGAGGAAAUUGUUGAAGCAGAAAUUAAUGUAGAACUUGAAAGGUUAAAAUCAAAAAAGAAGAUAGAAAUUGAGAAAGAAAUUGCUCAAAAUACCAUCUCUGGUGAGAGCCCAGAGAAGGAAGAGAAGGAAAAUAUAAUAUACUUUACUGAGGAUCCGUACAGAUUCAUUAAAAACAAGAGGGAAUCUCAAACAAGAAAUGAUGGAAAGAAAAAGUAUGCACAAAGAGAGGAGAUUGGAACUAUCAAAUCGGUGCUGUUGAAUCAAUUUGAAUUGACAAAUGUUCUUACACACCAAUUGAAUGAAUUGAAAAGGAAGAAACAAUAG
Naegleria gruberi is the source of this 738-nucleotide messenger RNA. RefSeq lists its product as uncharacterized. The coding region runs from base 1 to 738 and encodes 245 amino acids. The record is from RefSeq and is a predicted model, not a curated record. Lineage: Eukaryota; Heterolobosea; Eutetramitea; Acrasida; Naegleriidae. The transcript is spliced from 2 exons.